AAAACAUUGGGGUGCAGGCUGCUCAACUCGCAGUGCUGCUUCUCUCGAUUCUCUUCACUUCCGUUUCCCUCCCUCCUAAUUAUAUGUGAGAGAAUGCUCAAAUGCGGUGAUAGCUAGCUCAAACGUACUUACACCAUGGCUACUGCUGCUGUAGCUCGACCGCGAGCAUCCCUGCCGGUCAGGCGACUUCUACGGCCUCAGUCCACACCGAUAGAUCUCUCCCGAAUCUGCAGAAGAUGCCUGUCUCAACAACAGCACCUCCGUCAACGAGCGGCAUCAGAUGUCCAGAAGGCCGAGCCAAUCUUCCUAGAAAGAGAUGCCCUGUUCAGUGAAAGACACAUUGGUCCUUCAAGGAAGGAUGCGGCGCAGAUGGUCAAGUCUUUGGAUCCGCCAGCCAAAGAUCUGGAUGAUUUCAUUGACCAGACACUUCCGCCCGGCAUUCGCGCGAAGAGCCCCUUGACCCUGCAGAACAUGUUCGGCAAAGGGAAUACUCUGGGACUGCACGAGCACGGAAUCGAAAGAGAACUACACAGUCUGUCAAACGACAACCAAGCCUGGCGAACUUUCAUUGGGGCUGGAUACUACGAUACGAACACCCCUGCGGUCAUUCAAAGGAAUGUGCUCGAGAACCCUGCCUGGUACACCAGUUACACUCCUUAUCAGGCCGAGAUCAGUCAGGGUCGCUUGGAAUCCCUCUUGAACUUCCAGACCUUGGUCACCGACCUUACGGGCCUUGCCAUUGCCAACGCCUCCGUUCUUGACGAAGGCACCGCUGCUGCCGAAGCCAUGACCCUGUCCAUGAAUGCUUUACCGACGUCUCGACAGAAGAAACCGGGCAAGGUAUUUGUGGUUUCAGACCUGGUUCACCCACAGACCAUCGCAGUUCUCGAGUCAAGGGCAACGGGUUUUGGCAUUAACAUCGUGGCCGGAGAUAUUCUGAAGCAAGAUUGCCAGCUGGUCAAAGAUCAAGGAGACAACCUGAUGGGCGUGCUUGCGCAGUACCCCGACACGACGGGUGGUGUUUUUGAUUUUCAGAAUUUGUCGGACGUUGUUCAUGGCGCCGGGGCUACGUUCUGUGUGGCAACAGACCUCCUGGCUUUGACCCUUCUCAAAGCCCCUGGAGAGUUCGGCGCCGAUGUUGCAUUUGGGAAUGCACAACGGUUCGGUGUUCCUCUAGGCUACGGUGGGCCGCAUGCUGCGUUCUUCGCCUGCAACGAAAAGCACAAAAGAAAAAUCCCCGGUCGUCUGGUUGGUGUCUCUAAAGACCGCCUCGGUAAUACUGCACUUCGCUUGGCUCUUCAGACUCGCGAGCAGCAUAUCAGAAGAGAGAAAGCCACCAGCAACAUCUGUACAGCCCAAGCCCUGCUUGCAAAUAUGAGUGCUUUUUACGCCAUCUACCACGGACCACAUGGUUUGAAGAAGAUCGCUCAGCGAAUAUCUGCCAUGGCUAGAUUUGCCCAAAGCAUGCUUAAAAGCAACGGCCACGAAAUAGUGACGCAAGGAGUUCGAGAAGAUGGCUCUGUAUUGUUCGAUACCGUGACUGUUCGAGCGAAGGACCCGAAAGGCUAUCGGAAAAUACUGUCUCGGGCUAGAGAAAAGGAGAUUCUACUGCGACAGAAUGUACCUGGAAGCAGCGAAAAGGAGUCCUUGCUCGCUUUCUCUAUUGACGAGACCACCACCAGCAGAGAUCUAGGUGUUCUCCUCGAAUGCUUUGGCAUCAGCAAUUCCCGGUAUAUGGAGUCAUUGACACGUCCGGACACUGUUGCUGCUGCAAACAACGACGCCAUACCUCCUGAACUUGCAAGACAAACUCCUUUCUUGACACACCCUGUCUUCAACCAACACCAUUCUGAAACCGAGUUGCUCAGAUACAUCCAUCAUUUACAGUCCAAAGAUCUGUCGCUGGUUCAUUCCAUGAUUCCUCUUGGUUCAUGUACCAUGAAGCUCAAUGCUACCACUGAGAUGUUGCCAGUAUCGUUCUAUGGAUUCUCGAAACUCCAUCCCUUUGCUCCGAUAAAGAACGCCCAAGGUUACAUGAAGCUCGUCGCAAGACUGUCGGAUUCCUUGACUGCGAUCACGGGCAUGCAUGAUGUCAGUCUGCAGCCAAACUCUGGUGCUCAAGGAGAGUUCGCUGGAUUGCGAGUGAUCAAAAAAUACCUCGACAGCAAAGACGGUACCCAAAAGAGAAAUAUUUGCCUUAUUCCAGUCUCUGCGCACGGCACAAAUCCCGCCUCGGCAGCUAUGGCGGGAAUGAAGGUAGUCCCCCUCAAGUGUGACACCAAGACCGGCAACCUCGACCUCGACGAUUUGAAAACGAAAUGCGAAAAGCACAAAGACGAAUUGGCCGCCAUCAUGAUCACAUACCCUAGCACGUUUGGCGUGUUCGAACCUGCAAUCAAGGAGGUUUGCCAGAUUGUGCACGAUCAUGGAGGCCAAGUCUAUAUGGAUGGAGCCAACCUCAACGCCCAAAUUGGCUUGUGCAAUCCGGGUGAGAUAGGCGCUGAUGUCUGCCAUCUGAAUCUACAUAAGACGUUCUGCAUUCCUCACGGUGGCGGCGGACCGGGUGUGGGACCCAUUGCCGUCAAAGAGCAUCUCAAACCUUUCUUGCCAUUCCACCCUCAUGUCGAUCCUCACCCAGGCGAGAACCGAGCAACGACAGCGAUCUCUCCUGUCAGUUCGGCGCCGUGGGGUAGCGCAUCUAUUCUUCCGAUCAGCUACGCCUACAUCCAACUUAUGGGCAGCGAAGGUCUGAAACAUGGUACCGAAGUGGCCCUCUUAAACGCAAACUACAUCAUGUCACGUCUCAAAGCACAUUAUCCAAUUGUCUACACCAACACCAACGGCCGUUGCGCGCACGAAUUCAUCCUCGACGCCCGAGGGUUCAAGGAGACAGCAGGCAUCGAAGCGAUCGAUAUCGCUAAGAGACUUCAAGAUUAUGGUUUCCAUGCUCCGACAAUGAGUUGGCCUGUGGCAAAUACACUCAUGAUUGAACCUACCGAGUCGGAAUCCAAGGAGGAACUCGAUCGGUUCUGUGAUGCGCUUAUCGAGAUCAGAAAGGAGAUCAAGGCCAUUGAAGACGGCCAGGCUCCAAGAGAAGGCAACGUUCUCAAGAUGUCUCCUCAUCCUCAAGCAGAUUUGAUGCGGAACGACUGGGACCGGCCGUAUACCAGGGAACAGGCGGCGUACCCUCUGCCGUGGCUGAGAGAGAAGAAGUUCUGGCCGUCGGUAGCCCGUGUUGAUGAUGCGUAUGGUGAUACUAAUCUUUUCUGUACUUGUACACCUGUGGAAAGCUAUGAAGAGCAAGAUCUCACGGGUCUGCAGGCGCCGAUGCCGACAUAGAUACUUAGGUACUGUAGGACUGGAAACGUAAUACGGAUGGGUUGGGGCAUUGCAUGAAUGAUCGGAGUUCAACAUUCUGGUCUGGAAAAGAGCGGGUUUCCAACUUGGCGUUUACCUUCACUGAGAAAUGUCGUGCCACAUUCAGUGCAGGGCAACUUGCCCUUCUGGAACGGGCAUGGAUAGGAAAGAUCUACUUUCAACGAGUAAUAACUUUGGGAGUAGCCGAUAUCUUCAUCUUCAACGAAUGCUGCCGAUGGCUGCUGUAGUACGGAUAUGGUACCAGGUCCCCAGCUUCAAGCCUUUUCAACGUCUGCGGAUCAACAAUUCCAGCUUUAUUAGGCGCUUUUUUUCUCGUUCACCAAGUCAAACCAAACCUGUACGAGCCCAUUCUUCUACACAAGGCCAUUGAGCGGUCCAUUCUGAUUUACCUAGGUAAUCUUGAUGGGAAUGGAAUUACUACAUGACUACCUUAGGUAUCCAGAACAAUCGAAGCAAGGAAGAUUACGGAGUGAAGGGCUGUGUGUGAUCGCAGUCGACGAUUGGGCUUCGGACCGCGUCAACAAGUUACUAGGUACGAGGCAUUCCGGAAGGUCUUCUUUCUUGUCACUUUGUUGGUCUUUCCGCAGGGCGAGGGGUGUGGCCAUGAAACAUGCUGGGUUGGACAUUACCAAGUACUAGCUUACAGUAGUACAAUACAGUUUCAACGAGCAGAAAGAUACUACCUAUGUAGUACUUCUGCAAGAGAAAAUC
Messenger RNA from Exophiala xenobiotica, 4089 nucleotides. Its product is annotated as glycine dehydrogenase. Gene Ontology annotation, cellular component: mitochondrion; glycine cleavage complex. Lineage: Eukaryota; Fungi; Ascomycota; Eurotiomycetes; Chaetothyriales; Herpotrichiellaceae. The record is from RefSeq and is a predicted model, not a curated record. Gene Ontology annotation, molecular function: glycine binding; glycine dehydrogenase (decarboxylating) activity; pyridoxal phosphate binding. The transcript has a single exon. Gene Ontology annotation, biological process: glycine decarboxylation via glycine cleavage system. The coding region runs from base 136 to 3339 and encodes 1067 amino acids.